Messenger RNA from Lemur catta (Ring-tailed lemur), 1833 nucleotides. Its product is annotated as protein FAM156A/FAM156B-like. The transcript is spliced from 3 exons. NCBI's taxonomy places the organism in Eukaryota, Metazoa, Chordata, Mammalia, Primates, Lemuridae. The record is from RefSeq and is a predicted model, not a curated record. Gene Ontology annotation, biological process: epigenetic programing of female pronucleus. Bases 152 to 793 code for a protein of 213 amino acids. Gene Ontology annotation, cellular component: nucleus.
AUGACGGCUCUCCUUUCUUCCCUCAUCACCCUUUGUUUCAGUCCGGCCACACACCCUCCUCGCUACCUUCUGGAUCGCUGAGAACCUCCAGCUGCAGCUUCUUGCCCAGACCCGAGGCCCGAGCGGAGCGUCCAGCUCAGACGAGACCUCCAUGGAUCCACUCCAGAAAUGGAAUCCGGUGUUGAUCUCGGGAUCUUCCCGGAUGCCGGCGGCAGAGACUUCGCAGGCGGGCCCAGCAGCCCCUCGGCCUUCCUGCUCGGAGCAGCUGACGGGGGCCCUGGGAAACCCACGCCCCGGCCCUGGCACCAGCCACCCUGCGCCCCUGCCAGAGGGGCUGCUCCAGCAGCGGUACCGGGAGGAGAAGAGCCUGCCAGAGAGGCGGUGGGAGAAGCUGGCGCUCCCGCAGAAGAAGAAAGCAAUCCUGGGCCACCUGAGGCGCAGACACCGGGAUCACAUGGCACCUUACCCGGCUGAGCGGGAACCCAGGCUCGUUCCGUCAGGGAGCAGGGAUCAGAAUCGAUUCCGAUGCGAGUGUCGAUACUGCCAGAGCCACAGGCCCACUCUUGCCGGGAUCCCUGGGGAGAGGAGCGGGGCCCCUCCCGCGUCCUCCUGGGAGGCGCUGGUGCAGGGCCUCAGCGGCCUGACCCUCAGCCUGGGCGGCAGCCAGCCCGGCCUCCUGCCCGGAGGGGCGCUCCAGCAGCAGGAGAGGGAGGAGAAGCGCCAGCUGGAGAGGCAGCAGGAGAGCAAGAGAGUGUUCCAGAGGCUGCUCAAACAGUGGUUAGAGGAAAACUGAGGCACUGCCGGUCACGCGACGCAGGUCGGAAGGGAUUCAGACGUAGACGCGGUGUUGCCGGCUCCGGGGCGGGGGCCAGACAGUGAGCUCUGGUCGGGGGACUGCCGAGGCCUGUGUCUUCACCGGAAUCCUCCAGGAAAAACUUGGUUUCUCCUCCUCAUCUUGAUGUCAAGAAGUUACAAAGUAUCCCAUGUAGCAGCAGUGCUUUCCUGACAUCCAUUCCUUUUGGCCCAUUUUAUUGACUGCCUCCCAGAAGCAGCACUUUCCAGUGUGGUGGAAAGCAUGUGUGUCGUACAGUUGGAUUAUUGAGAGGAAGUCGUGAGAAGAUGAGCUGCAAUUUCCAGAACCUGAAGCAGGAGAAUGCGUGAGAAUUGCAUCCACGCAUUGGACUGUUUGGGUUAAACAUUCGACUAAGGUAACCUACCUAGUCCUCUGAUUUUACCAGAGCACAUGGAAUAGCCUUCUCCAAAUGUGAAAAUAGGUCCUCUUCUGGCACCACCUGCUUUCUGGUGUAGUUGAUAUGGACUGAAAUUUCAUCUUGUGAUCUCAUCAGAGAGCUUGAGAGGACAUUAGGAGGGCACAAACAUUUUGGUUACAUUUUAAGGAUGGGAAAAAGACUGGCGAGGAGGAGCUGCGUGGACUCGCGUGGCAACAGUUCUAUUUCUGGAUAAUCAGAUGAGCCACAUCAACCAACAACAUGAACCCACUCCACGCCUGCUGUGCUAGCAGUGGCCGGGGGCACCCUGGAUGGCUGGGCGGCACAGGCUUCCCUUUCGGUUCCGUGGACCCGUUACCACCAAGUCAUCUGUUGGAAACCUCCCUCCCUUAGGCGACAAGGCCAACAGCUCAGCAGAGCCCACUGUCAUGGGGACGGGAAAGAAAUGUUCCGAGUGGAUACACCUACCUCCACUGUUCCCUCCUGCUACCCCUACCUGGUUGUGCUCUCUAUGGGACAGGCAGCUCCUGUACUUUUCCCUGGAUUGAGUACUACUUAUGCUUUCACUUUGUCACUACUAUUAGCUGAUCAUUAUGCCGCUUUU